UCGAUCACUCUCUACAGAAAAACAUAGACGAACGUGUUGUUUUCGACUGCUAAACGUACUUUUGUCCCGCAGUGAAAUCCCCAAAGCACCCCCUCAAAUCUAUCAAAACAACUAGCCAGUUUUAAAAAAAGAGCAAGAAGAAGAGCCAGAGACCCUUUUGGUUUUCUCCUGCAAUGGCUGCCACUGCUUCCAUGGCUGUCUUUUUUGCCAAAACACCCUAUCAGUCUCACUCCCGACCCAAAUCAUUGAAUACCCUUUUCACCCCUUCCUUCAAACUCCCUGUAUCUCUAACCACCCGCCCCAAGACCAACCGCAGGAUCCGAAUCUCGGACGGGUUGAUCGAGCCCGACGGCGGGAAGCUUGUGGAGUUGUUUGUGGAGGAAUCGCGUAGGGACGUGAAGAAGAGAGAGGCAGGUUUGUUGCCUAAGAUUGGGCUUUCGAGUAUUGAUAUUCAAUGGGUUCAUGUUUUGAGUGAAGGCUGGGCCAGUCCGCUCCGUGGAUUCAUGAGAGAGUCCGAGUUCCUCCAAACUCUUCAUUUUAAUUCGCUCCGACUCGAGGACGGGUCGGUCGUGAAUAUGUCCGUGCCUAUCGUGCUCGCCAUCGACGACGCGCAGAAGAGCCGGAUCGGUGAGUCCACCCGUGUCGCUCUCGUUGAUGCUGAAGAGAACACUAUCGCCAUCCUGAACGAUAUCGAGAUAUACAAGCACCCAAAAGAAGAACGGAUCGCGAGAACAUGGGGUACUACUGCCCCUGGUCUCCCUUAUGUUGAUGAAACUAUAACAAAUGCUGGAAACUGGUUGAUUGGUGGGGACUUGGAGGUUAUAGAGCCAGUCAAGUAUCAUGAUGGUCUUGAUCAUUUCCGAUUGUCACCAGCCAAGCUUCGUGAGGAAUUUGCUAGACGCAAUGCUGACGCAGUGUUUGCUUUCCAGCUCAGAAACCCUGUGCACAAUGGUCAUGCCUUGCUGAUGACUGAUACUCGUCGUCGGCUUCUUGAGAUGGGUUAUGAAAACCCAAUCCUCUUGCUUCAUCCACUGGGAGGCUUCACAAAGGCUGAUGAUGUACCUCUGAGUUGGAGAAUGAAACAACAUGAGAAGGUGCUCGAGGAUGGCGUUCUUGAUCCAGAGACAACUGUUGUUUCUAUAUUCCCAUCCCCAAUGCACUACGCUGGCCCAACUGAGGUGCAGUGGCAUGCAAAGGCUCGUAUCAACGCUGGAGCAAACUUUUACAUUGUUGGAAGGGACCCAGCUGGAAUGGGUCAUCCAGUGGAGAAAAGAGAUUUGUACAAUGCUGAUCAUGGGAAGAAGGUACUGAGCAUGGCCCCUGGGUUAGAGAGGCUGAACAUCCUUCCUUUCAAGGUUGCUGCAUAUGAUAAGACUCAAGGUCAAAUGGCAUUUUUCGAUCCAUCAAGGGCUCAAGACUUCCUCUUCAUAUCUGGCACAAAGAUGCGGGCACUUGCAAAGAGCAAAGAGAGCCCACCAGACGGAUUUAUGUGCCCUGGGGGCUGGAAAGUGCUGGUCGAUUACUACGACAGUUUGGCUCCAGCAGCCAAUGGCAAAGUCCCCACAGCCAUUCCUGCCUAGUAAGCUUGUUGUAUCAUAUAUCACCAUCUGAUUGGGAGAAACCUUAAUUAAAAGUCAUUUAUCUCCUGUGACAUGUAAAAUUCUCAGCCAGAUUUUUUAAUAAAAUCAUGUGAGGUGCUGGUUCAGAGACACAGAACUUUCCUCACAUUGUAAUUAGAGUGCCCAUUGCGGCACCUAGGGUGUUGCUGCAGUUGUGCUCUUAGCAGGGCACAUUGUAUCAUAUUGUGAUUGUGCUUCUAUAAAAGACAUAGGCGGUGAGCUUGUGUUAUUUGCGUUGAAUAUGGAUGAAAACAGUCGGUUUUUGA
Tripterygium wilfordii is the source of this 1885-nucleotide messenger RNA. Its product is annotated as ATP sulfurylase 1, chloroplastic-like. Gene Ontology annotation, molecular function: sulfate adenylyltransferase (ATP) activity; adenylylsulfate kinase activity. Bases 174 to 1580 code for a protein of 468 amino acids. Gene Ontology annotation, biological process: sulfate assimilation. The record is from RefSeq and is a predicted model, not a curated record. The transcript has 5 exons. Lineage: Eukaryota; Viridiplantae; Streptophyta; Magnoliopsida; Celastrales; Celastraceae.